Betta splendens (Siamese fighting fish) is the source of this 4550-nucleotide messenger RNA. RefSeq names its product SMEK homolog 1, suppressor of mek1 (Dictyostelium) (gene ppp4r3a). Gene Ontology annotation, molecular function: protein phosphatase activator activity. Lineage: Eukaryota; Metazoa; Chordata; Actinopteri; Anabantiformes; Osphronemidae. The record is from RefSeq and is a predicted model, not a curated record. The transcript has 14 exons. Gene Ontology annotation, biological process: DNA damage response; protein dephosphorylation. Gene Ontology annotation, cellular component: nucleoplasm; protein phosphatase 4 complex. Bases 973 to 3543 code for a protein of 856 amino acids.
UGUUGCUGUGCUGGAAACCCCGUACUGACUCUGAAGGGACCCAAGAUGGCUGAAUACUCUCGGGGGGCAGUUAGCAGUUAUCUAAACAACACUUUGUGAAUGAAUGGCAAAUAGUACUGUGAUAUAAAGCGCAGCUCCUGUUUAAUGGUGUGAAUGCGGUCUGUUGGUUUGCAUAAUUUUGGGACGCAUGAAUUCCAGGAAGGAGAGAGUGGUCUCUCCGCGGCCCCGAGCCAGAACAUGGCGGAACACUUGGAGAAGAAAUAGCGGCUAACGCUAGCUAACUGGCGUAUUAUUCAGACACCCGUAGUAACAUUGGUCCAGGGUGAACACGGUGUCUGCGGGUCCCGUCAGUGAAAUAAUGUUAUCGCUGCACAUCUGUGGUCGUUUCGCUUCAAAAGGUUGGUUCUUGUUGAGUAUAUGGAGCGUAGGCAGUUAGCAUAGCAGCCAGUUGACUCGCAAGGUCUGCUAGCUAACGUUGUCCACAGGCGUACAAAGUGUACUUUUAAGCAGGCGGCGUGUUGUGGCAGGCAGAGAUUGUAACGGUGGGGGUUAUGCCUUGUGCUUCUGGCUACACUAUAAACGGGGCGUUUUGCAUUGUCUGGCAGAUGUUGUUUUGUAGAUUACUACUACACUUUAUGUCAAUGCCGAAGCUGGCUCGUCGUUAGCUUGCUACAAUGGUUCGUAGGCUGCUGUUUAGUGGCGCGUUGCCUCGAACCCUAGUGAGAUAAGUCUUGAGGCAGCUGAUCUGAAUACAGAUAUCGCGACUGCAAUAUCGAUCGGGACAUCUUUCUAAACUCUCGGUUCGGUGCUCCAUUUCAAGGUCUUUUAGCCUGGUUGACCUCUGACACAAGUUUAAGUAAACAGGUGUAAAAACAAAGUGCAUUGAAGUUGUGGCCUUACGAGGUGAAGCAGACACCUUGUAGUAGGCAGGAAGUUUCUGGAGGGAGAAAUCGGAACCGACCGUCUGUCAGAAUGACGGACACUCGUCGACGAGUUAAAGUCUAUACCCUCAACGAGGAAAGGCAGUGGGACGACCGCGGGACCGGGCAUGUUUCCUCUGGUUAUGUGGAGCGAUUGAAAGGCACGUCGUUGCUGGUGCGAGCAGAAAGCGACGGUUCGUUACUGCUGGAAUCUAAAAUCAACCCAAACACAGCCUACCAGAAACAGCAGGAUACACUGAUAGUAUGGUCAGAGGCUGAAAAUUAUGAUCUAGCACUCAGCUUCCAAGAGAAGGCUGGCUGUGAUGAAAUCUGGGAAAAAAUAUGCCAGGUUCAGGGAAAGGACCCGUCAGUGGAUAUCACUCAGGAUGUGGUGGACGAGUCUGAGGAGGAGCGUUUUGACGACAUGUCUUCACCGGGUCUGGAGUUACCACCAUGUGAACUCAAUCGCUUGGAGGACCUGGCCGAGCUGGUAGCCUCCUCACUCCCAUCGCCACUGCGGCGUGAAAAACUGGCACUGGCUGUGGAGAAUGAGGGAUAUAUUCGCAAGCUUCUGGAACUGUUCCGCAUGUGUGAGGAUUUAGACAACACAGACGGACUACAUCACCUUUAUGAAAUAAUUAAAGGCAUCUUUCUGCUCAAUCGUACUGCACUGUUUGAGGUAAUGUUCUCUGAUGAGUGCAUUAUGGACGUAAUUGGUUGCCUGGAGUUUGACCCCGCAUUACCACAGCCACGGCGGCAUCGGGAGUUUCUAACUAAGACAGCGCGCUUUAAGGAGGUGAUCCCCAUUUCUGAUCCUGAACUGCGUCAGAAAAUACACCAAACAUAUCGAGUGCAGUAUAUCCAGGACAUGGUGCUGCCAACACCCUCUGUUUUUGAGGAAAAUAUGCUGUCCACCCUGCACUCCUUUAUCUUCUUCAACAAGGUAGAGAUUGUGGGCAUGCUACAGGAUGAUGAGAAGUUCCUGACAGACCUCUUUGCACAGCUAACGGAUGAGGCUACUGAUGACGACAAAAGACACGAGCUGGUGAACUUCCUAAAGGAAUUCUGUGCAUUCUCACAAACAUUACAACCUCAAAACAGAGACGCCUUCUUCAAGACGUUGUCAAACAUGGGCAUUCUACCUGCACUAGAGGUCAUACUGGGAAUGGAUGAUGUUCAGGUGCGUGGGGCAGCCACAGAUAUCUUUUCCUAUCUGGUGGAGUACAACCCUUCUAUGGUACGAGAGUUUGUCAUGCAGGAGUCACAGCAGAACGAUGAUGACAUCCUACUGAUCAACCUGAUCAUAGAACAUAUGAUCUGUGAUACAGACCCUGAACUAGGGGGGGCAGUGCAACUAAUGGGCUUGCUACGUACUCUAGUGGACCCAGAGAACAUGUUGGCUACUGCUAAUAAAACAGAGAAGACAGAGUUCCUGAGCUUUUUCUACAAGCACUGUAUGCAUGUCCUCUCAGCCCCACUACUGGCCAACACCACGGAGGAGAAGCCUAGUAAAGGUAAUGCAUAUGUUCCCCAUGUUUUUUUUUCUGUCUUUGUUUUUAAUAAAACCUUCUAUUUUAUGAUGCUUACUAAUUUUCUUCUUGUAGAUGAUUUUCAAACUUCUCAGUUGCUGGCCUUGAUUUUGGAGCUGCUGACAUUUUGUGUUGAGCACCACACCUAUCACAUCAAAAACUAUAUCAUCAACAAGGACAUUCUUAGGAGGGUACUGGUUCUCACUGCCUCUCACCACGCCUUCCUGGCACUAUGUGCCCUACGGUUCAUGCGGCGGAUCAUUGGUCUGAAGGAUGAAUUCUACAAUCGCUACAUCAUGAGAAACUUUCUCUUUGAGCCUGUCAUCAAAGCCUUCCUCAACAAUGGCUCACGCUACAAUCUCAUGAACUCAGCCAUCAUUGAGAUGUUUGAGUAUGUGCGUGUGGAGGAUGUGAAGUCUCUCACAGCUCAUAUAAUAGAGAACUACUGGAAGGCCUUGGAGGAUGUGGAUUAUGUUCAGACAUUCAAGGGCCUAAAGCUGCGAUAUGAGCAACAGAGAGAGAGGCAGGACAACCCCAAAUUGGAUAGCAUGCGCUCCAUCCUGAGGAACCAUCGCUUUCGUCGAGAUGCACGGACUCUGGAAGAUGAAGAGGAGAUGUGGUUCAAUGCAGAUGAGGAUGACCUUGAGGAUGGUGAGGCAGUGGUACCUCCAUCGGAUAAGCUGAAACCCGGGGAGGACCUCAUGGAACCCAUAAGCAAGUUCAUGGAAAGAAAGAAAUUGAAAGACACAGAGGACAAGGAAGUACUGGGAAAGUCGAGCUUGUCUGGCAGACAGAAUCCCAGCUUCAAACUUUCCUUUUCUGGCUCCACUAAAACCAGCCUGUCCAGCCCCCCUUCAUCUGCCUCACUCAACCCUGGUUCUCCAGGAUCGCCAGGAUCUCCAGGUUCCGGGACACGGAGCUCACCCUCCAGCACAACUGUAACCACAACGGUACAUGUAAGCAUAUUAGCUGGAGGCUUAGUGGGACUGGUGGACUACCCUGAUGACGACGAUGAGGAGGAAGAAGAGGAUGAAGAUGGUGAAAGCAAAGAGGACACCCCACCACCCUCCAAAAAGUCCAAACUAAGCUCUUAAGGAAUCAUCGAAGUCUCAGUGCUCUGCUUUGAGAGUUUCAUUGCAUUGACUUCACACAGGAAUGAUCAAACUUGUAAACAAAUUGAAUGAAUUAACGUCACCCCUCGCUACCAGUGGGUGGUUCAAAGAGGAGAGGACUGUGAAAAGAUUCAAAGCCUCCUCUUAGCCCAAAUCAAACAAGUGCCAAUCAGGUGACCAGGAGUAAAGACCUGUCUGUAAGGUGGAACAGACAAGUGAAAGCUGGGGGGACAGGAUCGUCGGCGGACUCGGUUAUGAGACGCGUUGGUGAUUCAGCAACUGGAGGAACGGAUCACAUACAAAAACGCAUACCUGCAGACUGAAACACCAGAGAUCUUGAAGGCUCGGACCAUAACCCACUGCCCCCCGCCCCCCACUCAGGGAAGGACAUCAGUGGCCCAAGCGGGUCAACCCAGUCAGACCCAGAAACACCACUCGCUCCCCCCUCCUCCUCAGAAUCCACUUCCUCCCUGUUCCUUUUUACUUCUUUCCUUCUCUGCUCCUUCUUUGUCUGUUGCUGUUUAUUUUUUUUUGUUAGUAUAUAGGACCAGAUGGGAGGCAGCGCGUGGCAAAGAGCUGUUCUUGUUUGAUAUCAUCUGUGUUGUUCCUCAGCAGACGUUCUUUCUCUGAAGAGAUAACAGCCAGCAGUUUCUUCAUUGUUUUCCUCUUUGUUUUCUAAUCGUCUGUCUUUCUCCUAUUUUUGUAAAUGACGACAAAAAAGACCUGCCUUUAAAUGUUCAGGAUGUUUUCAGUCACACUUGAACAGGUUUUUAAAGACCUCAGUAGGUGAGCUAGUUUUAUCCUUUUUGCCCUUUGAAACUGCAGAUUUUUUGGAGAAUUUGUAAUCCCGUCUUGAUUAAAGAUUGAGUGGAAUUGAAUUCUAGAUGUGAUGAAUUUUGUCAUAUCUUCUAAUUUUGGUUUUCCUUUUACAUGAGUGUACACUUAGUUGUUCAGAAUAUUUGGGACCAUUAAAAUGAUCUUUGCUGUAA